AUGGUGUAUUUGCGGGGCUCUGGUGCAUGCCCCAAACGGUACGACUGUCGACCAAGAGCAGUGACAAAGUCAAUCCCAGUCAGCACCUUCCUGGACCAAAUGGCGUUGACCACCAUGGCCCGAGAAUGCACGAAGCCCCAAGCGUCGCAGGGUUAUAAGGACUCCGACGAAGUGAAGGCCCUGUUUGCCGCCGCCAAACAAGCGAGCACGGCCAACGCGUGGAAGCAGGCACACGAGGCAAGGAAGAAAGCACGGCUGGCAUGGGAACACGCCAAGUUGGAUGAGGAAAUCUAUGCCGGGGAACCCUUGGAAGAUUGGGUGGAGGAGGGCACCUUAGCGUCCCCGCCGUUUGAGUUGCAGGAGCUCCAGGACGCGGCUAAUGUCGCUGGAGAGGGAGUGGAAGACUGGCGUGCGGUGGGUGAAGUUAGAUCUUCAGAAAGCCUUCGACCGCGUUUUGCGACGUCAGCUCAUGACCAUGCUUCUCUCCCGUCUUGGCAAGACCUGGGUCACUCGUGCUUGGCAGCGUUUGCUUGGACCAUCGGAAGCGAUUUUGCAAACCAAGUGGGCGACGACGAAAUUGGAAAUGACGAGCGGGACCGGCAAGGCUCUGUCGAGAGCCCGGCUUUUUUCGCCUUGAUCGCGGAUGUCUGCGUGGAAGAGGCUGGGCGAAGGUUCGGGUGGCAUGCGGAGUGCCCCGGCUUGGAGGGUUUGAACCUUAGAGAGGUCUUGUUUAUGGACGACGCCAUCGUGUGGGACACUAGUGGGCCAGUGUUGGGACGCCGCCUUGAGCAGCUUGCGGUGGUGCUUGCCGAAUGGGGUCUGCGUCUGAAUGUAGACAAGUGCCAACUUUACCGUAGCCCCUACUGUAACUCCCAGGAUGACGUGGUGGUGGGAGGGCACACCUUGGUUGCGGACGACCACCUUGCGGUCAUGGGCCUGAAGUUCAGGGUUAAUCAAACAGCCUCGGAGAUGCUU
This is a messenger RNA of Symbiodinium pilosum, 975 nucleotides long. Lineage: Eukaryota; Dinophyceae; Suessiales; Symbiodiniaceae. The record is from the annotation of a GenBank genome assembly.